AUGACGCUGAGCGCACGGGCAUCGCGCCAUGAUGCGCCGCCUUCUAAGCGAGUGCGUGUCGUACAGGGCGAUGCUUCGGAUGAUGACGAUAUUCAAGGGGCAGAGUACUGGGCCCGCCAAGCUGCAGCAGCGGCUGCUAAGGCAGUACCUCAACGACGUGAUUUAUACCUAGACACCAUCCAACGGAAUGUUUUAGAUUUUGAUUUCGAGAAAGUAUGCUCUGUAUCCAUGUCAAAUGUACAUGUAUACGCAUGUCUCGUAUGUGGCAAAUAUUUCCAGGGCCGUGGCAAGACGACACAUGCAUACUUUCAUGCCAUUGAUGAAUCUCAUCAUGUAUUUAUGAAUUUGGACACGACCAAGGUGUACAUUCUUCCAGACAACUAUGAGGUGACGGACCCUUCUUUUUCUGAUAUCCAGUACCAAUUGCGUCUUACGUACUCGGAGGCGCAACUCCGUACGUUUGACACGGCAGAGGCCCCUGUCUCGCGUGACUUGCGGGCACAUACUUACUUACCAGGGUUCGUGGGCAUAAACAAUCUGGGGCACAGUGAGGGCUUGAGUGUCGUCCUACAUGCAUUGGCCCAUGUCACGCCGCUGCGUAACUAUUUCUUGCGUGGAGGCACACCGGCCACACAUCGUGUCGAUGCCACAGAAGAGCCAUUGUUGCAAAGUACAUCGUUGGUCCAGCGUUUCGGAUUACUGCUGCGCCGCUUAUGGAACCCACGUGCCUUUAAAAGCCAAGUAUCGCCCCAAGAGUUUCUUCAGGAAGUGGCCCAGGUCAGUCAUGGCUCCUUCCAGCCAGGUACGCCUGCCGAUCCUGUGGAGUUCCUUGGCUGGCUCCUGAAUCGAUUGCAUAUGGACCUCGUGGGUGGCACAUCACAUCGAAAGCAGCCAUCCGUGAUCACGACCUGUUUCCAAGGCGCUUUGCGCCUAGAAUCGCAAAACGUGAUUGUGCGCACUGGCUUGGAAGACGAGAGUGCGAGUAGCCUUGAUCGACUUGAUCACGAUGGGCGUCGAGAUAGUGGGCAACAAGAUGAGCACGGUCAUGCGAAGUUUAAUAUUGAGAAGGCAAUUCAAGUGAGCCAGACGCCGUUCUUGAUGCUGACCAUCGACCUGCCGCCGCUGCCGGUGUUCCAAGACGUGGUAGCUGAGAACAUUAUUCCCCAAGUUCCUUUAGUGCAUGUCCUGGCCAAGUACGAUGGCAUUACCAUUCAGGAAGCACAAGGUCGAAUCCGGCGGCAUCACCUCACACGGCUCCCUCCCUACUUGAUCCUUCACUUUCGACGGUUUACCAAGAACCGCUUCGUGGACGAACGGAAUACUACGAUUGUCAAUUUUCCCACGGUGGGAUUGGAUAUGUCGCCUUAUGUUGCGUCGGCGACGAAAAGCGACGAAGAUGCAGACCAUGUCCCGCUACAGCAUACCUACAAUCUCCUGGCUAACAUUACGCAUGAGGCUGCCGCUGGCACUGUACGUGAAGGAAGUACGUGGAAUGCACAGGUGCAUACACGAACCGAGCCGGAGGCAUGGUACCAGAUGCACGACUUGCUGGUCGAGCAGGUGAACAAACAGAUGCUUUUCUUGGGAGAAUCCUACGUGCAGAUAUGGGAGCGUAUUGGCGCGAUAGACGCGGUAGAGGCACAGGUGGCAUCGUUGCCGCCGGCACGACCACGCUCUGCCUCCAAAAAGAAAAGUUCAUAG
Malassezia pachydermatis is the source of this 1701-nucleotide messenger RNA. RefSeq names its product spindle pole body protein. Gene Ontology annotation, molecular function: zinc ion binding; cysteine-type deubiquitinase activity. The coding region runs from base 1 to 1701 and encodes 566 amino acids. The transcript is spliced from 4 exons. The record is from RefSeq and is a predicted model, not a curated record. NCBI's taxonomy places the organism in Eukaryota, Fungi, Basidiomycota, Malasseziomycetes, Malasseziales, Malasseziaceae. Gene Ontology annotation, biological process: protein deubiquitination; spliceosomal complex assembly; mRNA processing.